Baudoinia panamericana UAMH 10762 is the source of this 1731-nucleotide messenger RNA. RefSeq lists its product as uncharacterized. NCBI's taxonomy places the organism in Eukaryota, Fungi, Ascomycota, Dothideomycetes, Mycosphaerellales, Teratosphaeriaceae. The transcript is spliced from 3 exons. Bases 96 to 1316 code for a protein of 406 amino acids. Gene Ontology annotation, biological process: regulation of DNA-templated transcription. Gene Ontology annotation, molecular function: DNA-binding transcription factor activity. The record is from RefSeq and is a predicted model, not a curated record.
UCCAAGUACCGCACAACUGCAGUCUGAAACACUGAGGAGCCAUUGAGUCCACUUUCGCCACGUACUUCGACGGGAACCGCUCGGAUCUUACCGCUAUGAGCACCACGGCACUGAAACAGGAGCACUUCGACAUGGACUCCUUCUUCGACUUCAACCAAAGCACUACCCAACAAUCUCCAAUGACCGCUUCAUCAUCGUCAAGGCUGGACGCUAUGUCUCCAUUCGAUAAGUCUGAGGAGAGGCUACAGUUCAACGGCCCAAGUCAUGACUACAACCAAUACAAGCAGCAAGUUGGCGUGGCAGUCGGGAGCAUGGCAAACCUGCCGCCCAUGAGUCAGCCUCAGAUGGAGUAUGGCUUCAACUCCGGCGUCGGUGACGUGGGCUUUGAUGGUGGCUUCGGCGGAUGGUCUUCGGGUAUUGACAUUGAUGCCGACAUGACCAUGGACUUCAACAACCCUCAGUCUUCCAUGCCCGCAAUGUUCUUCCCACCACCGGGCACCGACAGUCCAUCCGACAACUUCAUCAACCCAAAUACCAUUGGCGUCGCCGACGAGCCAACUAGCAGCGUUGGUCGUCUGUGGCCAGGCAUGCACUCUCAACAAGCCCAGCAAGCCGCGAUGCAGAAGGCCGCCCAGGCCCAAGCCGUCCAGCAGCGCCAGAUGAAAUUGCAGGCCCAGCACGCUCAGUAUCGUCAUGCAAGUCAAAGCUCACAGAGUCAAGCCUCGGUUCAAGGCUCAGCUCAAGACCAUGCCAACGCCAAGCGCGUCUCUCAAGUGCCCGAGGUGCACGUUGAGGAGAGCAUCUCCCGCCUGUUGAACCAGAUGCGUCAGCAAAGCAAUGCCUCUGCUGACGACGAGGACUCACCGAACGGCAUGCUACCUAGCAUUGCUCGCAUGAAGAAGGACGAAGAGGAGAUGGACGAGGAUGAGCGACUUCUGGCGUCUGAGGAAGGCAAGAAGCUUUCCAGCAAGGAGCGCCGCCAGCUUCGUAACAAGGUGUCUGCUCGUGCCUUCCGCUCAAGGAGGAAGGAGUACAUUGGCCAGCUUGAAGGUGAACUCGCGCACAAGACUCAAGAGUGCAACGACCUCCGCCAACAGAACGUCGGGCUCUUGCAAGAGAACGACCGCUACCGCGGCCUCAUCGAGACACUGCUACGCCACCCAGCAUUCCAUCCCUUCAUCAACGACCUCUCGAAGGAUCCAUCCGUGUUGGGCAUGCCGCAAUCACAGAUGCAGGCGCCGCCGCAGCAACCGGCUCCUGUUCACAACAACAGCAACCACAACCACAGCAAAACCAACAAGUCGGCCUCGCCAUGAUCCCGGAAGAAAACUUCAGCAAGCUCAACCUCAACGGCUUCGCACGACCUCCGAUGAACUUCAACGCGUUCAGCAAUGUUAGUGCUUACGCUGUCACCGAGGUUCCAGCCGGUCCGGAUCCAAUCGACUUACUUGCUGCCUCGACCACUCGCCUGCCUGCCUAUGACUCUGCUGCUACUGCUCCUUCGACCUGCGAUAUGACUCUGCUACUUGCGAAGUUGGACGGUGCUGCGAGGAGGCUUACGGCAACAUAAUGUACCUACCAAGUUUGGUAUGAUGGAGUUUCGUGAAGCUAUGUUUCUCGUUCGACUUAGCGUUUACUCCAUAGGAUGUAUGUCGAUCUUCUCGGACGAGUCAAUCAGAGCGUGCAUCUUACUCCACUUGCUCCUCCCAACACAGUAGCCGUCCUUUUUUG